CUGAAGAACUACUCGUCUUUGAGCUGUCCGCCAAACAUGACUGCUAAACUGGACCCGAAUUGGCACACAGUACGCGUGCGUCCGAGACGGCUCAUCGAGUUCAGGUCCUCCCUCGAACUCGUGCGCACCAUGGCUGAUGCUAUUACCGCGCACAAAGGGUACUACGAGGCUGGGUUCAUCCACAGGAAUAUCUAUCCGGAGGCCAUCAUGACAUUCGAGGAAAUGACACCCACGGGAGCGAGCCGCACCUACGGCGUCCUCCUGGAUCUCGACAAUGGGGCGAGUCGCAGAGAAUUCAGACGUGGAAACAACGUCGCCACCUCUGGCCACCGUCACGCCUCGAAGAGCAAUGUCUCUGAGAACCUCGGACUUGAUGGCCAAGUCUCGGAACUGUAGUGGCAGUGCCACAUUACUAUACAAGAUUUCUGCAUAUAUGAUCCACGAACGUCGCCCUAGCUAUGUACUUAUAUGCUUCAACGGAUAGGCAUCAGCCGUUUCUUCAACCAGAUGAUUUUCUUGCAUACAUUGCAGGAGUGGGGAGUUCUUGAGGAUCGGCCAAUCCCGCUGCAUCGAUCGCCUUGAUGUCUUCAGGCGAAAGCUCGAGUUCUCCUGCAGAGAGGAUAUCCUCCAAGCGCUCCUUCUUCGUGCUCGA
Messenger RNA from Fomitopsis serialis, 652 nucleotides. RefSeq lists its product as uncharacterized. NCBI's taxonomy places the organism in Eukaryota, Fungi, Basidiomycota, Agaricomycetes, Polyporales, Fomitopsidaceae. The transcript is spliced from 5 exons. The record is from RefSeq and is a predicted model, not a curated record. The coding region runs from base 37 to 396 and encodes 119 amino acids.